Molecule: messenger RNA, 444 nt
Organism: Cladocopium goreaui
Lineage: Eukaryota; Dinophyceae; Suessiales; Symbiodiniaceae
Source: the annotation of a GenBank genome assembly
AUGUCCUCAGAGUUCCAGAGCGAUCGCAUCAAGUCUGACUUCUUGAAUUUAACCUUUGUGGCUAACGAUUACGAGAUCAACUUCGACAAGCUCUCGGAGGGGGAAGAGGACGACCAAUACACAGGCAAGUUUCGAGUUCGGAGUCGUUCCGUUCCAGCACGCAGGUCGAAGGAGGAGGGAAUGGCUUCGCGUCGUUCUUCCAGCAUCGGUGAAGGUCGGAAGUCCCAAGGGAACGAUCGGUCUUCCAACAUUCCCCAGCGACAAGGCAUUUCCAUGGUCUUCUCUGAGGAUGAGAUGCGGGAUUCACUCACUGGAAGAAGGCAUAGUAGCAUGGUCUCCGGCACGGCACGAGGCAGCAAAAGCAGUGUCCGCGCAUCCCUUUCUGACAAUGAGCCUGCCCAGAGGCUGACACUGGAAGUGCAGCUGACCCAACUAUGGAAGUAG